Eubalaena glacialis (North Atlantic right whale) is the source of this 3164-nucleotide messenger RNA. RefSeq names its product ankyrin repeat domain 6 (gene ANKRD6). Gene Ontology annotation, cellular component: nucleus; cytoplasm. The transcript is spliced from 16 exons. The coding region runs from base 115 to 2361 and encodes 748 amino acids. Gene Ontology annotation, molecular function: protein binding. The record is from RefSeq and is a predicted model, not a curated record. Lineage: Eukaryota; Metazoa; Chordata; Mammalia; Artiodactyla; Balaenidae.
AAUAAGGGCCAUCUUUCUGUGGUCCAGAUCUUGCUGAAGGCUGGCUGCGACCUCGAUGUCCAGGACGAUAUACUGUGCUUUAUGUCAUGGUAAAGACUGAGAAUUAGUUGAAGAAUGACCUCCAGUGCCCUGGAGUGGGAUUAUUAUGAAUUUGAACCUGUGGAAACCAGUUCUUUAGAAUAUGCAACUCCAGGGGCAAGUUCCCUCUUGCCUCCUGCCAACCCUGUCAACUCUCAUUGGAGCUCUAAGGCCAUCUCUGAUUGGUCAAUGAACAAUCACUCGGCCCCCACCUCAGAAAUAGUCCAGGACCCCGUGGCCACGGUAAAAGGCAUGAAGGAAGAGAAAAAUAAGAAAAACCAGAGAAGCAAGGCUAGGAAGAACCCUGGAAGAUCAGAGAGAGAAAAAGAGGGUGAUCAGACCGCCUUGCACCGGGCCACAGUGGUGGGGAACACCGAGGUCAUCGCGGCGCUCAUCCAGGAGGGCUGUGCUCUGGACCGACAGGACAAGGACGGGAACACGGCCCUGCACGAAGCGUCCUGGCACGGUUUCAGCCAGUCUGCCAAGCUGCUCGUUAAAGCAGGAGCCAACGUGCUUGCCAAGAACAAGGCGGGGAACACGGCUCUGCACCUGGCCUGCCAGAAUAGCCACGCCCAGAGCACGCGCGUCCUCCUGCUGGGCGGCUCCCGCGCCGACCUCAAAAAUAACGCAGGCGACACCUGUUUGCAUGUUGCUGCGCGCUAUAAUCACUUGUCCAUCAUUAAGCUCCUCCUCAGUGCUUUCUGUUCUGUCCAUGAAAAGAACCAGGCUGGAGACACAGCACUUCAUAUUGCUGCUGCCCUAAAUCACAAGAAGGUGGUUAAAAUCCUACUGGAAGCCGGAGCAGAUGGUACCAUUGUCAAUAACGCAGGCCGGACUCCACUGGAGACUGCCCGCUACCACAAUAAUCCGGAAGUUGCUCUCCUCCUCACUAAAGCGCCCCAGGUCUUGCGCUUCAGUCGUGGGCGAAGCCUGAGGAAAAAGAGAGAGAGGCUCAAGGAAGAGAGGAGAGCUCAGUCUGUGCCGAGAGAUGAUGUGGCACAAAGCAAGGGAAGUGUCUCAGCAGGAGACACCCAUAGCAGUGAACAGGCUGUACCCGGAAAAGAAGAGUCAAGAGAAGAUUUCCCGUCCGCCUCCCCGGAGCCCAGAGCAAAGGACAACAGGCAGAAAAAGUCAAGGCCCAAGGCGUCAGCGUUUUCUGACCCCACCCCACCAGCAGACCAGCAGCCUGGACAGCAGAAGAGCUCGCACACUCACAGUCACCCUAAAAAGAGGCCCAGGCAUCGCUGUUCGCCCCCAGCCGCCCCCCACGAGUUCAGAGCGUACCAGCUCUACACGCUGUACCGGGGCAAGGACGGCAAAGUGAUGCAGGCACCAAUAAAUGGCUGUCGAUGUGAACCCCUGAUCAACAAGCUGGAGAAUCAGUUGGAGGCAACUGUGGAGGAGAUCAAAGCAGAGCUGGUGUCGGUUCAGGAUAAGAUGAACACGAAGCUGGGGCACAUGGAGAAUAAGACCCAGCACCAAAUGCGGGUUCUGGACAAGCUGAUGGUUGAGCGACUCUCAGCAGAGAGGACGGAGUGCCUGAACCGCCUGCAGGAGCACUCGGACUCAGAGAAGCAUGAGGGAGAGAAACGGCAGAUGUCCUUGGUGGAUGAAUUAAAAACUUGGUGCAUGUUAAAGAUUCAGAAUCUGGAGCUGAAGCUUUCUGGAGAUUCUAGGGCCUCCAGGACUAAAUCCACACCAUCCACUUGCGAGUCCUCCACAGGUGUGGAUCAGUCAGUGGUGACCGCAGGUCCAGUAGCAGCCUCUGACAGCCCCCCUCAGGUGGUCAGGCCCAAGGAGAAGGCCCUCAGCUCCACAGCCGCCCACAGACUCCAGCAGGAGCUGUCUUCCUUGGACUGUACAGGCUCCCGACUGAGGAAUGUCAAGGUCCAGACAGCCUCGUUACCCUUGAAAGAGGCAGCCAAAUGCGACCCGCAGGCUGGGCCCUGUGUUGACAGAGGCACCCAAACCAAGAAGUCUGGGAAAAGUGGGCAGACAAGGCACCGCGGCCAGCAGCCAGCACCCAGCACCGCCUGCGGGCAGCCGCCACCAGCAGCAGGUGGCGAGCAGACUGCCCCUCACAUUCGAGACACCUCCCAAGCGCUGGAGCUCACCCAGUAUUUCUUUGAGGCUGUUUCCACCCAGAUGGAAAAGUGGUAUGAAAGGAAGAUUGAAGAAGCACGAAGCCAAGCCAGUCAGAAAGCCCAGCAAGACAAGGCCACGCUGGAGGAACACAUUAAAAGUUUAGAGGAGGAACUUGCUAAACUAAGGACUAAGUUCUAGAUUCCCAGUGGUGAUCUUUUUGGAAAGUCCUCGAGUAUCAGAUGCAACACAUCUGAAGAACAUACCUCAACAACCCUGAGGGUUAAUGCAGAAGGACUUUCCAAGGAAGCUCCAUGGUGUCUCCUGAGGUCAGUACACCUCCAGCCCUAUACCUCACACUGUUUUAAAACAGCUUAAUUGACUUACACAAUAUUAUAUAUCAAUUAUAUUUCAAAAAAAUUGGGGAAAAAUGGCUUUAUUCAGAUAUAAUUCACAUAUCAUACCUGUAAAAUGUACAGUUCAGUAGAUUUUAGUAUAUUCAGAGUUGUGCAUUCAUAUAAAUAGAAUCAUACAAUACAUGAUCUUUUGUGACUGGCCACUUAAUGUUUUCAAGGUUCAUCCAGGUGUAGCAUGUAUCAGUACUUCAUCCCUUUUUGUUUGCUAAAUAAUAUUUUAUUGUAUGGGUAUACCACGUUUUACUUAUCCAUUAAUCAGCUGAUGGGCAUUUGGAUUGUCUACUUUUUGGCUAUUAUGAAUAAUGCUGUUUAACCUUUUGGGCAACUGACAGUCUUUUUUCCACAGUGGCUGCACAAUUUUAUAGUCCCACCAGCAGUGUUUAAGAGUUCCAGUUUCUCCACAUCCUCACCAACAUUUGCAAUUAUCUCCCUUUUUAAUUACAGCCAUUCUAGUGGAUGUAAAUAGUAUCUCUUGGUGGUUUUGAUUUGCAUUUUCCUAAUGAUUAAUGGUGUUGAACAUCUUUUUAUGUGCUAUCUAUUGUACUGAUUUUUGCUUCUUCCAAAAACUGCUGACAUAUCCAAGAACAU